Messenger RNA from Meloidogyne enterolobii, 488 nucleotides. Lineage: Eukaryota; Metazoa; Nematoda; Chromadorea; Rhabditida; Meloidogynidae. The record is from the annotation of a GenBank genome assembly.
GGAGUAAAUUGUCGAAAAUGAACACCAAAAGUGGAGCUGCUAAAAAAGAACAAUUUUAUGUUCGUUACUAUGUUGGACAUAAAGGAAAGUUUGGUCACGAAUUUUUGGAAUUUGAAUUUCGACCAGAUGGCAAAUUGCGUUAUGCAAACAAUUCAAAUUACAAAAAUGAUACGCUUAUCCGUAAAGAAUGUUAUGUUGGAAAAGCGGUUAUGGAAGAGUUGAAGCGUAUUAUUGAUGACUCUGAAAUUAUGAAUGAAGACGACGCAAAUUGGCCAGAACCGGACCGUGUUGGCCGUCAAGAAUUGGAAAUUUUAAGCGGGAAUGAUCACGUUUCUUUUACUACAAGCAAAAUUGGUUGCUUAGUUGAAGUUAAUGACAGUAAAGAUCCAGUUGGUUUGCGUUCAUUUUAUUAUUUGGUUCAGGAUCUUAAAUGUUUGGUUUUUUCGUUAAUUGGACUUCAUUUUAAAAUUCGUCCAAUUGCUCAGUGA